Molecule: messenger RNA, 1748 nt
Organism: Ipomoea triloba (trilobed morning glory)
Lineage: Eukaryota; Viridiplantae; Streptophyta; Magnoliopsida; Solanales; Convolvulaceae
Product: basic leucine zipper 43-like
Exons: 1
Coding region: 825-1376 (183 amino acids)
Biological process (GO): regulation of DNA-templated transcription
Molecular function (GO): DNA-binding transcription factor activity
Source: RefSeq, a predicted model, not a curated record
UCAGCAGAGCUGAGUGAAUCAACCAAGAAUUGAUGCAAACACUUGAUUAGGCAGAAGAGAUGAUUGCCGUGUGGAAAAUGUGUGCCUACACCGGCUAUGGAAGAUGGAAAAGGAUCGGUCACUUGAGUGGGGUGCAGAGAUGGGUCAUAUAAAGUACAAGGGACAGUACAACAGAUUUGAGAAGCCCCACAAUCAUUCUAUGGCCAUGGCUAAGUGAGAGACAGAGGGAUCUGUAAACUGCUGAUCAAGUCUCCCUGUAUUUGAUUUUGCAUACAAGAAAUCAUCUCUGAACUUCUCUUACAACCUGGAAGUCUAAUCUCCAAUUUAGGGAGUUUUUGGUAUGCCCUAACUCCAUAUACAUUGUUGGUGGGAGUGGAAUAUAUCCCCACCCUAGAACUGGUGUGCUGACUUUUGGUCAAGUGGCCGACCACUUAAACUCGCUCCUUAAGCAGGAUUCAACCCAAUCUCCACAUUUCGCCCAAUCUCCAAUCUAAGGAACUCCUAUGACACCCUAACUCCAAAAUAUUAUUGGUGGGAGUCUAACAUCAUUUGAUGCUGAAAUGUUGACUUUAAGUCAAGUGAUCGAUCACUCGAGCUAGCCUGCAAAAAGGGUACCGUACCAAAGCAAAGCCUUUUCCACCCUAUAAAGAGGCCUCUCUCCUUCAAUUUCCACUCACCCCAAACCAUUUAAUUUCCCCAUCCUUCAAAUUAAACCUAGCUUGUGUCUCUGCAGGGCAACACCAAACCAAACCAUUUAAUUUCCCCAUCCUUCAAAUUAAACCUAGCUUGUGUCUCUGCAGGGCAACACCAAACCAAACCAAGCCAUGCAGCCCACUGAGAGCACAGAACUCCACUACCUACUUGCUCCAAACCAAAAUCAACUCCCUACUCGUUCUAAUUUGAGCAACAACCCCAAUUCUCCAUUCCAGCACUUCCCCCUCACACUUCCCAACCCUUCAUACCAUCCUCUCCUCCAAAUGAACCCCCAAUUUCAAGACCUCAUCAUCUCCCACCCGGCAUGCAAUUUCAGCAGCAACUCAACCUCUGACGAAGCCGAGGAGCAUCAUCAGCAACAGAGCCUGAUAAACGAGAGGAAACAAAGACGAAUGAUAUCGAACCGGGAGUCCGCGAGGCGGUCCCGAAUGCGCAAGCAGAGGCAAGUGGAUGAGCUUUGGUCCCAAGUGGUUUGGCUCCGGAACGAAAACCACCAGCUCUCGGACAAGCUAAGCCACGCCACGGAACGCCAUGAUCAGGCGGUUCAAGAGAACGUUCAGCUCAAAGAAGAAGCCACUGGGCUUCGCCAAAUGAUCACAGAGAUUCAGCUUCACUCCCCUUUCCCUGCUGCAGGCUGCACCUUAAAAGACAUUCAUAUUUAAUUUAGCUUUGUUUGCUGUGGCUUAUCUUCAAACUUAAAACUCUCUAUAAGUAACUCAGCACGCACAUUGCACAUUCUACAUUUAUAUAUGUUUCUGCAAAAACCCAUGAUUUCAGUUUCCUCUGAUCUCUCUCUUUUGUUGCUGGUCCUGCAUGUCCUAGCUGGUAGCUGCACGUACAAUAAUAAUGUUCAUGUUCGAUUUUUGUGUAAGUUGUCUAUUUGUCUUCUUAGUUUAGCUAAUCAACUAUAGAUAACUUAGAUUAGUUUACCUUCUAUUCGUGUAGUCCUUUGUCCGUUUAUUGUACCUUCCAAUAAGACUUGUAGGCUUUUCUAUAUCUAAAUCACUAAAAUAAUAAAGAUUUUGUAUUGUCCU